AUGGAGGCUGUCCCUCCAGUCAGAUCCAGUCUCUUGGGGGUUCUGCUGCAGGUGGCGAGGCUCUCAGUGCUGGUGGUCGAGAACCGAGUCCACCUCUACAAUUUUCUGCUCCUCAAGAUCAUUCUCUUCAAUCACUGGGUGUCUGGGCUGGCCCAGGAGGCCAGGGGCUCCUGCAACAGGCAGGCUCCCCCAGUCCCAGGCAUCUCAGCCUGCCCCCUGGGCCAGGCUCUACGGGCGGGGUUGGCCCUGAUGCGGGUCCCUGUGUGGCUGGUGUUGCGGGGACCCAGGCUGAUGUGGGUAGGUGUGCUGGACUGUGCCCGGGGCUUGGGCCUGGCCCUGCCACGGCGAAGUGCCUGGGAAUGGCUGGGCCUGUGUGUGGCCCCCUGGAAGGACCUGCUUCUGUCAUGUCUGCACAGCCUAAUGCUGUUGGCUUUGCUGCUGCUGCUACUGACCUGGAGGCUAUGCCAGAAGGCCCACCAUUGCAGCCUGGGCUGGCUGCCCAGGAAGAACCGCAUGGUGCUGGAGUUCCUGGUGCUGCUGAAACGUCUGUACUGGUGGGUAGAGAGCAUGGCCGUGCUCACCUCCUGUCACCUGGCCUAUCUCGUCACCUGGACCACCUGCCUCGCCUCCCACCUGCUGCAGGCUGCCUUUGAGCACACGGCCCAGCUGGCCCAGGCCCAGGAGGCUGAAUCCCAGGAGUCCUCAGGGCCCUUGUUGGAGUCCCAAAUCCCUGAGCCCUUGACCCCCGAGGCUGGGCCAGGCCUGCCAGAACAUGGAACCCCUGCAGAAUAA
Cynocephalus volans (Philippine flying lemur) is the source of this 792-nucleotide messenger RNA. It is a transcript of the gene TMEM270, whose product is annotated as transmembrane protein 270. NCBI's taxonomy places the organism in Eukaryota, Metazoa, Chordata, Mammalia, Dermoptera, Cynocephalidae. Bases 1 to 792 code for a protein of 263 amino acids. The transcript is spliced from 3 exons. The record is from RefSeq and is a predicted model, not a curated record.